This is a messenger RNA of Fukomys damarensis (Damara mole-rat), 1335 nucleotides long. RefSeq names its product aldo-keto reductase family 1 member E2 (gene Akr1e2). The record is from RefSeq and is a predicted model, not a curated record. Bases 84 to 989 code for a protein of 301 amino acids. The transcript is spliced from 10 exons. NCBI's taxonomy places the organism in Eukaryota, Metazoa, Chordata, Mammalia, Rodentia, Bathyergidae. Gene Ontology annotation, molecular function: aldose reductase (NADPH) activity. Gene Ontology annotation, cellular component: cytosol.
GCGGGGCACCGCCUCUGUGUGCAGGUUGCUGGCGAGGCAGGGACUCUUCUGUACCGAACGUGACGCGAGGGGUGCCGGCAGCCAUGGAGAAGAUCCCUCCAGUAGGCCUGGGAACCUGGAAGGCCUCUCCAGGAGAAGUAACUCACGCCGUGAAGGUGGCCAUCGAUGUGGGGUACCGGCACUUUGACUGUGCGUACUUAUACCAAAAUGAGAAUGAGAUAGGAGCGGGGAUCCAGUGCAAGAUCAGCGAGGGUGCUGUGAGACGAGAGGACCUGUUCAUUGUCAGUAAGCUAUGGUGCACUUUCCACAAGAAGUCCUUGGUGAGGACAGCGUGCUGCCAGAGUCUGAAGGCCUUAAAGUUGGACUACUUGGACCUCUACCUCAUUCACUGGCCCAUGGGUUUCAAGCCUGGAAAAGUUGACGUGCCUUUGGAUAGCAGUGGCAAUGUUGUACCCAGCAACACAGACUUCCUGGACACGUGGGAGGCCAUGGAGGACCUGGUGACAGAAGGGCUGGUGAAGGCCAUUGGGGUGUCAAACUUCAACCAUGAACAGCUUGAGAGGCUUUUGAAUAAGCGGAAUUUGAGGAUCAAGCCAGUCACUAACCAGAUUGAGUGCCACCCAUACCUUUCUCAGAAGAGACUGAUCAGUUUUUGCCAAGCCAGAAACGUGUCCGUGACUGCUUACUGUCCUCUUGGUGGCUCAAGCCAGGGUAUUCACUUGAUGGAUGACCCUGUGAUUGAGAGGAUCGCCAAGGAGCACAGCAAGUCUCCGGCUCAGAUUUUGAUUCGAUUUCAGAUUCAAAGGAAUGUGAUCGUGAUUCCCAAAUCUGUCACCCCACACCGGAUUCAAGAGAAUAUCCAGGUAUUUGAUUUUGAAUUAACAGAGCAAGAUAUGAAUGACAUCUUCAGUCUAGAUAAGAAUCUCCGGUUGGCCACGUUCCCCACAACUGAAAAUCACAAAGACUAUCCUUUCCACACAGAAUACUGAGAAAGCUUCCCUCCCCUCAUUUCCUCUCAGCCAAGACAAACUGACACAGGUGCUGGUGUCAGCCACUUCCGCAUGGAUCUGCAGUCACUGUGCCAGCAGGGCAGCGGCCAGGGGUGGGAGCGAGGUGGUUAGAGACAGGGCCCUGGCUGAAGCGGAUGCCCCGUUCUCUGCAGACACAAAGAAUCGAAGGUGUUCUGAGUGCCGGAAAGAGAAAAGUGUCUGGAGGGUCAUACACCGUCCCGGGGCCCCAUAUGGUUGUUACGGGUCCAUCGAGCACACAGUGCAAUGCAAUUUCUAAAUGGCAGUACCUGUGGCCUCUACCAAAAAAAUAAAUAAUUGGUGACUC